Elaeis guineensis (African oil palm) is the source of this 3486-nucleotide messenger RNA. RefSeq names its product ADP-ribosylation factor GTPase-activating protein AGD3. Gene Ontology annotation, cellular component: cytoplasm. Gene Ontology annotation, molecular function: protein binding; GTPase activator activity. The record is from RefSeq and is a predicted model, not a curated record. Lineage: Eukaryota; Viridiplantae; Streptophyta; Magnoliopsida; Arecales; Arecaceae.
CCUUUUCCUUCUCUCCUCCUUUUUCGCUUCCUCUCCCCCUCCUCUCUCUCUCUCUCUGAGGUUUCUCCCAAUUUAGUUCCUCGGAUUCCCCAAAUCUCUUCGAUCAGAGCCGCUUCUCCUCCCUAAUCCCCUCAUUUCGUCUUGUUUUUUUCCUCCAUUUUCCGUGAUUUUUUCGAAUUUAUAGGGUUUCGGGAACUUGGAGCUGAAGAGCUCGCGUUCUGGAGAUGGGGAGAUCUAAAUCGGAGGAAAUACUGGUGGGAUUCACCGGGCGAAGCUUCUCGUGAUGAUUGGGGUUGAGAAAUUGGAGUGGAUUUGGAUCCGCGGCAGGUCUGUAUCCGGAGGAGAGGGAUUGAUGCGGUGGGAGCUCGGUUUUUCUCGGUUCUGUGCUCCCUGUCGGUUGGAUCUUUGAUCGUCCGGGGGUGGAUUGGAGGUCGUGUUGGGCGAGCUGGGGAUUGGACCGUGGGCGUUGAUGAGGAUUUGGUGCGGGGCGGAAGAAAAGUUUGCGGCUUCACCAUGUAUUUCACCAAGCUCGAUGAUUCUCCCAUGUUUCGGAAACAGAUUCAAUCACUUGAAGAAAGCGCUGAAUCAUUAAGGGAGAGGUGCUUAAAGUUUUAUAAAGGCUGUCGCAAGUAUACAGAAGGACUUGGUGAGGCAUAUGAUGGGGAUAUAGCUUUUGCAAGCUCUCUCGAAACAUUUGGAGGAGGGCACAAUGACCCCAUUAGUGUCGCUUUUGGAGGACCUGUUAUGACCAAAUUUACAAUUGCGUUGAGGGAAAUAGGAACAUACAAAGAAGUUCUACGUUCUCAGGUUGAGCACAUGUUAAAUGACAGAUUGCUGCAAUUUGUAGAUAUGGAUCUGCAUGAUGUCAAGGAUGCUCGUAAGCGUUUUGACAAGACAAGCCUUCUCUAUGACCAGGCUCGUGAGAAGUAUCUAUCACUGAAGAAGGGCACAAAAGCUGACAUAGCAACUGUAUUAGAGGAUGAGCUCCAUAGUGCAAGAUCGUCAUUUGAGCAAGCCCGUUUUAAUCUGGUUACUGCUCUUUCAAACAUUGAAGCAAAGAAGAGAUUUGAAUUUUUAGAGGCUGUUAGUGGAACAAUGGAUGCUCAUCUUCGUUAUUUCAAACAAGGAUAUGAGCUACUGCAUCAGAUGGAACCAUAUAUCCACCAGGUUCUGGCUUAUGCACAACAGUCAAGAGAACGGUCUAACUAUGAGCAGGCGGCUCUUGUUGAGAGAAUGCAAGAAUUCAAAAGACAGGUUGAUCGAGAAAGUCGAUGGUCUUCUAAUGGGUCACAUGAUUCUCCUAAUGGAGAUGGCAUACAAGCUAUUGGUAGAAGUUCUCAUAAAAUGAUAGAAGCAGUGAUGCAGUCAGCUGCAAAGGGAAAGGUUCAAACCAUUCGGCAAGGUUAUCUUUCGAAACGAUCAUCGAACUUGAGAGGUGAUUGGAAGAGAAGGUUUUUUGUUCUUGACAGUCGAGGAAUGCUGUAUUACUAUCGCAAGCAGUGGAGCAGACCAUCUGGAGGUCACUCUAGUCAGAGAAAUCACAACUCAUCUGAACAUGGUUCUGGGUUGCUGAGCCGGUGGUUCUCUUCUCACUAUCAUGGUGGUGUACAUGAUGAGAAGUCUGUUGCACGUCAUACUGUAAACCUGCUUACUUCAACAAUAAAAGUUGAUGCAGACCAGUCAGACUUGCGUUUCUGCUUCAGGAUCAUUUCACCAACGAAGAACUACACUUUGCAGGCGGAGAGCGCAAUGGACCAGAUGGAUUGGAUUGAAAAAAUAACUGGAGUUAUUGCUUCUCUGCUGAGCUCCCAGUCUCCUGAACAGCGCCUCCUUGCCAGCCCUACAAGCAGUGGCCAUCAUCGUGCUGCCAGUGAGAGUAGUUCAAUUGGUAGCUCAUCUGAUUUUGAUCACUUAAAUGAAGAACCAUCGAUGGACAAGAACUUUAUGAGUGGACAUUUUGAGCGUGCUAGCAGAAGCUCACAACAACAUAGGUCCAAUGCGAAGCACGAGAAACCAAUUGAUGUGCUAAGAAAAGUAUGUGGAAAUGACACUUGUGCUGACUGUGGUGCUUCUGAUCCUGACUGGGCAUCCUUAAACCUCGGUGUUCUGGUAUGCAUUGAGUGUUCUGGGGUUCAUCGGAACCUUGGUGUGCAUAUAUCUAAGGUAAGAUCUUUGACGCUUGAUGUCAAAGUAUGGGAACCAUCUGUUAUUAAUCUGUUUCAAGCAUUGGGCAAUAAAUUUGCCAACUCCAUCUGGGAGGAAUUAUUGCCAUCAACAAGUAAUGGAAAAUGCGAUGACGUUUCUAGUUCCAGUAAGUUAGACAAGAAACAACAGCAGACAUCCAUCAGCAAGCCCAAGCACACAGACCCUAUUCCAAUAAAAGAGAGGUUCAUUCAAGCAAAGUAUGCAGAGAAGUAUUUUGUUCGUAAAGCAAUGACAGAUCAUCAUAUAGUGGCUCAAAAGAUGUGGGACAGCGUCCAUGCCAAUGACAAGAAAGCAGUAUACCACCACAUUGUCACUUCAAAUGCUGAUGUUAAUGUUGUGUAUGGGCAGGGAUCUUUCAACUCAUCUCUAACUCUUGCAAAAGCAAUGCUUCUGCAAGAGCAGCCAACUGCAGUAUUGGAUCGAAGUUCUAGCUGUGCAGCCGGAGAUUCCCUGCAGAAGACUUCCACUAUCAGCUCCUUUAGCUCAGCGAGCACAAAUGAGGACCGAACUGAGUUGGAUGAGUGCCUCGAGGGCUUCUCCCUACUUCACCUUGCGUGCCGAACUGCAGAUAUGGGCAUGGCAGAGCUCCUCCUACAGUAUGGUGCCAAUGUAAAUUCUGCUGAUUUUAGGGGAAGGACACCACUUCAUCAUUGUAUUCUUAAAGGAAGACAUUUGUUUGCCAGACUACUGCUUUCCAGGGGGGCUGACCCACAAGCUACUGACAGAGAAGGCAAAACCCCCCUACAGUAUGCAUUAGAGACGGGAAAUGUUGAUGAUGAAGAGGUUCUUUUUCUCUUGGAGGACCCAAACAGAUAGUGUGAAGACUCGGGAUAUUUACUUGGUACUACAUUCCAAAAUUUUUGGGUCAAUUCCUGAAAGCAUUCGGCCUGCUGGAGCAAAUGAGCAGAUUGCUUAUUGCCCGUGACCUGCAGACGCCCAUGCUCAACAAGCCUACUGGUUCCACACUUUGUUUCUGGGGAUUGGAAACAGGAUAUGGUUCUGGUGCUUCUGUAAUGUAAGGUGUCUGCUUGUUUAUUCAGUUGGUUUUGUUUGCAGCUGCAUGCAUUGUGUGAGUUGUGUACGUUGCCUUGUUUCCAAGUUUAUUUAACUUGGUCCACUUGUUCUUUGAUUGACCUUGAUUAGAUAUCUUUUUGGUCGUGGAAAUUUGUAUAUAUAUCUGGUUCCAUGAUAAACUAUAGUGUUGGAAGAGAGAAGCAGUAUUUGUAUCAUUUGGAUCUCUUUUGAUUCAAUAUAGGAAUCGACCUAGUUUAUCCGAGCCAA